GCGGCGGCGGCUGAUCGUCAUGGUCUUUUCAGCGUUACCGGUGGUAACAUGGGUGUCGCUCGCUGAACGCUAGUCACACGCACACCUGCUCUAUUGCCGUGCACGUAACGUAACGCACCGUUCGGCACACCCCGAGUCACACUCGCAUCCCAUUCAUUCAAAAUCAGCAUUUUUGAAGGGACGCAAAACUUAAUUGACUCGUGGAUGUAAUGUGAUCAUUAUCCUCAUCAAUACAUUAUUUAACCUUUGGCUUAGUGACGAUGUUUGCGUGAUAUGUGAUAUAUACUCGAAUUGCAGUCAACAUAAAGCUCUUAUCGGCAAAAUGCCGCGUCCGUGCCGGGACAGUUACGGCGACCAGAAGCCGCCCUACUCCUACAUCUCGCUGACGGCGAUGGCCAUUUGGAACAGCCCGGAGAAGAUGUGCACGCUGUCGGAGAUCUACAAGUUCAUCAUGGACAACUUCCCUUACUACCGCAAGAACACCCAGCGGUGGCAGAACUCCCUCCGCCACAACCUCUCCUUCAACGACUGCUUCAUCAAGAUCCCCCGCAGGCCCGACAGGCCCGGCAAGGGCGCCUACUGGACCCUCCAUCCCUCCGCCAUGAACAUGUUCGAGAACGGCAGCUUCCUCCGCAGGAGAAAACGCUUCAAGAUUCCCAAGCCCGAGAAGGAGGCCCUGGAAGCGGGCCUGGCCCAUUUGCACGGGAGACCCAUCGACCCUCUGGACGCCCCGAGACUGACCGAGGGCACCAGCUGCCCCGGCGUCCAGCCACACAACAGGCAACCGUUUACCAUAGAAAAUCUGGCCGCCUCAGACGCGAAACCGCCCACACUGACAGCGCCCACGCCUGUGUAUCCACCAGGUACCCACCUGUCACAUCUGAACGCCCAUCUCGCUAACCUGAGAAGUGUUGGGGCGUACGCCAACAGGAAUAUUGGACUGAGCGCCCUCAGUCACAACACCCUCGUACCUAACCUGGAGGCAGCCCACGCUGCUGCUGCAGCCGCCGCCCAUGCUGCUCUCACGCCCACGUCGUUAGCAACCUCUCUCGGGACGGCCUUCACGUCAUCUUUAAACAGCAGCUUCACCAAUUCCUUCAGCGCUUCACUCAGCAAUUCCCUGAGCGGGCACCUGGCAGCGUCCCUCAGCAACUCUCUGGAGAGCUCCUUGAGCAGUUCCCUCGGGGGAACACUGGGGGGCUCCUUGACAGGUUCUUUAGGGGGCCUAGGAAGCCUUGGCGGCCUGGGCACGGGCGUACCUCCUCUAGGGGCCACAGUUCCGCCGAGUCUUGCAACAUCUCUUCAGCAAUUAUACAGCGCUGCCCUAUCUCAAAUGCCCGAUCUCCAGAGCCCCCCGGGUGGUCUACCGUCACCUCUCGUUCGCCUCCCACCACCCACGCUGCCAUUACCGGUACCUGUGCGGCCCACGCCCCUACCACCAGGCCUUCUUCACGCCAUCCCUCCCACUCACCCACCGCCGCCACCGCCUCCUCUGCCGUCUCUCCCGCCCUUAUCGCUAUUCAACUCCAAAUUGCGGUGCAUGGCCCCGUUCUUCCCGGAGGACCCCCUCCCGGAGGAUAAUCUGGACUCCGCGAACGACGAAAAGCAAUCAUCCAUCGGGCGCCAGGAAAACAGCAACACUGCCCUCAACCACCGACCGUCCAAGGGACCGACACCGCCGCCCUCGGGGGUAACGAGGGCUUCACCCCUGGGCAGGGUCAUAUGACAGUAGUGUCGCGGGACGGUGAACGAAGUUGCCCGUCCUGUCUCAUAGGCUGCCAAAACAUUAUAUAAUAUGUAUAUAAUAAUGUAUUGUACAUGUCAAAUGAUAUUAGCAAACUUGACGUUUGUUCCCUGAAAAGUGACGACAAGUGCUCCUAUGACACUUACGCACAGACACUUCAGUGCCAUCGCUCAGGUGGUGUGACAAGUCGUUCGGACGCGCGUUGACAGAUGGUUUUGUAACUCAGGUGCAAAUCGGACAACGGAUGAGACGGAAGUUUAUAUGCAGACAAAAUAACAAACAGUCUUUUCUUUUAAUGUUAAAAAUGAACACGAAUGAACAGAAGUUACUUAAAGCUGCACUUCAAAAUGUCCCAGUCGUACUGAAAAUCUGAAAGAGCAUAAUUAUCAAAUGAAAAGUUAUAAUGAAGUCAACCCCUGCAGUGAUUAUAGCGGCGAGAAUAUCAUUUUCCCCAUCGUUAUCAUUAUCAUCAUCAUCAGCAACAGCAGCAGCAGCAGCAUCAUGACUCAUCAUCAUCAUCGCUAGCAUGCAAGCAAGCAAGCAGAUAGAGAGCAGCGUCCUCCAAGCCACGAGGACCCCCUCCUCUUCCGCCUUCAUUCCGAGGAACAAGAGGACAACAAAAUCUAAAUUAAGUAACAUUCUGUAAAAAAAAGUUACUGAGAUUUGGUAUAGUCAAUUUAACUGACCUGUGAUGUAAAAUGAGAAACAGAAGGCCACAAUGAAGCCACAGUAAUUUACCCCUACAUUUACCACUGGGCCCCCCUCCCCCCCAACUAUAUUCAUUCCCCAAUCGAAAAUCAUAAAAAUCCUUUCUUCAAUCACAAAGUCCUAAUUGUCCACGCCCUUCGCCAAGUAUCCUGUACCAAUUAAACAACUUCCCGUACGUCCGUCAGUAAAUAUCCUUUCAAAUCCAAAGUCAUCCUACAAUUCAAGAAUCCCACUUCCUUACCCCUAAUCCCUCUCCCACAAUCUUUCACCGCUCGCCCUUUCUCUUUCCGUUUUAUUAUUAUUAUAAUUUUUUUUUCAAACCCGCUCUCACUCCCUCCACAACUGAUAAGCACGAGUUGAAGCCACGUGCCUUUGAUCGUACGCCGCUAUCAGCACGUGUGAAUCAACUGCAUUCACAAUAUUACGUACUAAUAAAUAUAGC
Molecule: messenger RNA, 2894 nt
Organism: Macrobrachium nipponense
Lineage: Eukaryota; Metazoa; Arthropoda; Malacostraca; Decapoda; Palaemonidae
Product: forkhead box protein B1-like
Exons: 1
Coding region: 323-1726 (467 amino acids)
Biological process (GO): anatomical structure morphogenesis; cell differentiation; regulation of transcription by RNA polymerase II
Molecular function (GO): DNA-binding transcription factor activity, RNA polymerase II-specific; RNA polymerase II cis-regulatory region sequence-specific DNA binding
Source: RefSeq, a predicted model, not a curated record